CCGAGCACAUGUAGCCGUCGCGUGUUUGUGAUGAUUUCAUGAAUUUCGUCUCCUCGCCAGCGCCGUAGGAUCAUGUCACGUGACCGUUAGUACUUCCUGUUUCUGUUGCAUUACACACACUGCGGUCUGUUUUCGCUACAUCGGGAGGGCGCUCGUGAUUAUAAACGAAAGAAACCAAAAGAAAUAAUAAUAACAGCUCUACGUUUUAAUAUACUUCAACAUCCGCCAUGUCGACGCAACCGGCUCACGGCGCGGCUUUCCAGAGUAAGUUAGCCUCCAUCAUGGAGACGCUCGCUCAAGCGGCCGUGUUGGAGAUCGCGCAGCUGUGGGAGGACGCCUUCGCCCUGGUCCACGCCGAGCUCCGCCGUCGGGAGCGGGAAGUGGAAGCUCUGGAGAGGAAACUCCUGGAGAACCAGCGGCGCGAUUGGAGUGUGUCGCCCGCGGCGCUCCGCUCCUCCGGCGGGGAGCAGCAACACGACCAGCCGCCGCUCACCACCGAUGGUUUAGCCACCGACGGUGUCCCAACAGCUGAACAGAGCGCCACAGAGAAGUCUGACUCCUCGGCCAAUCAGAGAGUGGCACCGCCCCUUCAGGACAACAUGAGCGAGCAGACGCUUGACGACGACGACGGAGCCGACAGGGAUUUCCCCGUCAAGCGAGAGGACGAUGAGAAUGACGUCAUGAUUGUGGAGCACGCGACAGACGCUGAGGGCGCCGCCCCCAUUGACAGGCCUAUGGGUCGCGGCGUGGAAGAGGCCGUCGAGGACCAAGAGAGCCGCAUGUGGUCGUCCGUUUCCGUUGGCGACAGCGACACCGCAGAGGAGGCGGACUACUUCCUGACCACCAAUUCCCAGAAUGUGGAUUCGGAGAUCCUGCUCAUCGAGAAUGCUUUGGACAUCCUGGAUACUUCCUCCGACAGGUUGCUCGCGGACGCCAGACACGCCGCGUCCAGUCACUCGAGGGUUCCCGUGACUUUUGGACAAACUCACCGGCCCGGCCAAUCUGACGAGAGACAGAACUCCUUCCUCUCGGGGAAGUUCAAUCUGGAUAACGGCAUCUUCAUCUUCGACGACCAGAGGUUGGGCAAAAGCGCAGCGGGACGGCGGGUCAAGGAGAAGUGGUUCAUCUGCCCGUUCUGCGGCAAGAGCUUCGACCGCGUCAGCCACCUGGAGAUCCACCAGCGCAUCCACACGGGCGAGAAGCCGUACACGUGCGACAUGUGCGGCAAGUCCUUCUCCCAGAGGAGUAACCUGCGCACGCACCAGCGUACGCACAAGGACGCCUUAGCACCUCAGUGACCCUCCAAGACGAAGGGGAAUGGGAAUUUACAGAAAUACGUGGAUUAUUACAACAAAAUACAUUUUGCCACCGUGCUCCGCCCACACGCAAUGACGAAAACUCAAAUUUAGGGGUCAUCGGUAGAGUAGAAGUUCUUCAAAUUUGGUAACAACUGGAUCAAAAUUCUACUACAGAAGUACCUCGACUUACGAGUGCCCUAAUUAACAAGUUUUUUGAGCUAUGAGGCAUCAGUCGGACGAUUUUUUUUUUUUUGCUUUGACUUGUGAGCAAUGACUUGAGUUAUCAGUAGUGCUGGGCGAUAUGUUCUUGACAUAAUUUUCAAAAUUUGAAAAUUCAGACAAAUUGUUCUGGAGGUGAAUUUCUAUAGGUUGGAAGCUCUGCAAUCAUAGCCAUAAAUGCAGUUUUACUAAUAAUUGUCAUAAUAAUUUCUUCUGGAGUUUCAGUUUUCGGCCUAGGGUUUCUCAUUUUCGUUUUGGUCAAGAAUUUUCAUUUCGGUACAUCAAUAAUUAUAUUUUGAAAUACCUGCAGGGAAAAGUAAUUUAUUUCUUUGUGAUAUUUAUAAUUGUUAAUUAAACCUUCUGCUUUACAAUGUAAACCAAUUUGGUCUGGUCCAGUUUUAUACAUUUACAAACUUUAAUACAAUAAAGAGUCAUAUUGAAUAUCGACAUUAGGGGGGAAAAAAAUUAUAUCAAAUUUAGGCCAUAUUGCCCAGCACUAGUUACAAGUGCGCUUCAGACUCCACUGCUCAAGUGAAGCAAUUAAAAGGGAGUUUGGAAUUUUAAAAAAAAUAUCACAUUUUGUCAUAUUUGCUAAAACAGUCAUUACUUGACAGUAGUACAUGACAAGUAGGGCUACGCACGAAUCAGUGGUGACUCGAUUCGAGUGGGCGUGGAAAUGCGACCUUCGAAUCGGAAUUUUCAGACUCGAAUCAGAACGAAUCUUAUAAUAUAUUCUGACAAGAGCUGCAAUUGCUGCCACGCUGCAUUUACUUAAAAAAAUGUAAAAAAAAUAUGUCGCCAUUUUGACUUACUGCGCAUAGUUUCUGCGCAUGUGCAAAGUUGUAGUUAGUUCUUGCAUUUGGUCGUGGAUCAAGGGACGUUCUCCGUUGCCUUCGUGUAGUCCCAAAGCUAGUUUAUUCUUAGCCAUGUCGCGUGUCUUGUGACGUAAUACGUACGCAACGGCCAAUAAAGGGUCCAUUCAGAAAUAUAUUGGGACGGCGCUCUGCUACACUGGACCAUUUCUGAAGAGUAGAGUUAGGACGUCAGAUUGAAUUUCCCGACGCACCCAAAAUUUUGGGGUCGGUGAAAACAUGUCAGUGAUGUGAGACUUCUUUGUCGUGUCUGAGACGGAUAAAAGUCAAACUAUUUGCAUUCUGCAACAAUGCAGUGCCUCUUGGGGGACAAGUCUACAAAAUGCUUCAAUACAACAAAUUUAAUCCGGCGCUUGUAUAAGGAACAUGAGGAGGAGCACAGCGAGUUGAAGAAAACGCAGCAUGGAAAAAGAAAAGCAAACAGCACCCGCCCGAAUAGCCAUGACAGUGAGAAGAGUUGGCACGUUGAUACUUAAGGAGUUCAUCGUGCUGGCCGACCUUUAAUAUUAUGGAGAACCCCGUAUUCUUCCUCUUAAAUCUCAGUGAUCGGUUUAUUUAAGCUUGCUAACAGGUGAUCAGCCCCAAAAAACCUGAUCGUGCAAAGCCUAUCAAAAAAAAAAAAAACCUGGAAAGUGUCGUCGUUGCAGCGGCGUCCGCUGAGCUCUGCCUAGCAGGCCUGGGCGCGUGCCGCCGGGUGCUGUUUUUAUUCAAUUGUUACUUCUGAAGAGCUGUAAACUGCUUAAGAAGAGGGACGGCGUUCUGUUCCCAUAACUGCGGAGAUACGGCGCAACCGAUCAUGCGUGUGUACAAAGAGAACGCCACAGCUCAGGUUUUUGGAAUGAAACCUGUGCCAAGAAAGACUGCCUGCUGCGGGAGCGGCCGCUCUGCACCCAGGAAAGGAGAAAUAGACGGCACUCGCUCGUCCACGCCACAACACACAAAUGUACUACUGCGUGUGUGUCUAUGUGCGUCUUUUGGUUCAUUUAUUUACAUUUGUUGUUUUAUUUAUAUUUUACAGGGCUUUUUUUUUUUGUUUUUCUUUAUUAAAAACAUAAGCCCCAAAACAUUUUGUUUUUGGGAGGGGCUGGAACGGA
Phyllopteryx taeniolatus (common seadragon) is the source of this 3483-nucleotide messenger RNA. Its product is annotated as zinc finger protein 286A. Gene Ontology annotation, molecular function: DNA-binding transcription factor activity, RNA polymerase II-specific; RNA polymerase II cis-regulatory region sequence-specific DNA binding. The record is from RefSeq and is a predicted model, not a curated record. Bases 228 to 1298 code for a protein of 356 amino acids. The transcript has 2 exons. Gene Ontology annotation, biological process: regulation of transcription by RNA polymerase II. NCBI's taxonomy places the organism in Eukaryota, Metazoa, Chordata, Actinopteri, Syngnathiformes, Syngnathidae.